Messenger RNA from Oryza sativa Japonica Group (Japanese rice), 729 nucleotides. Its product is annotated as protein NONRESPONDING TO OXYLIPINS 2, mitochondrial. Lineage: Eukaryota; Viridiplantae; Streptophyta; Magnoliopsida; Poales; Poaceae. The record is from RefSeq and is a predicted model, not a curated record.
GUCCACGAGAACCCUAAAACCCUCGUCUCUCUCUUCUCUCCCCUCUCCGGCCAUGGCGUCGCGCCUCCGCUCCUUCUCCCGCCCCGCCGCCGCGUUCCUCCGCUCCGCCGCGGGACGGAGCCCGGCGGCCUCGCUGCCCCGAGCCGUCGCUCCCGUCACCAGGGCGGCGUCCGUGGGGCGGCUGGUGGGGCUCGCGAGGUCGCUGCAGCCGCUGCACAGCGCGGUGGCGGAGGCGCGGCUGACGUCGCGGCUCGGGGCGGAGGUGGCGCGGGCCGUGUCGCAGGGUACGCUCUGCAGCUCCUUCCCGGGAGUCUGAGUCUGAUAUCAAAUCUAAUCUUUGCAUCCUGCAUAGACGGGUCUCAGCGUGCCUCGAUAACGAAAGACGACACUCCGGUGCUGCCGCGCGCGGCAGACUUUCUAAGCCUUUUGUUUUCCUUCAAUAAUCGGUUUAAUUAGUGUGGACUGCUGUAUUCAGGGACAUCCACAAAUAUGAUAAUAUGUGCCUAUGACCACAUCUUACCUGGAAGCAAUUGGUAUUUUUUGCAUUUCGUUUGAGUUAAAGCGUCCACUCAACAUGGUUUUCUUUUGUAAAGAAUCUGGUUGAAUUGGGUCAACUGCUGCCUGUUUCAUCCAUAUCAGAGCUAAACUUUAUAUUAGUCUGUGUUCAUACAUUGUAGUUUCUGUCGUACUUUGGCAUACAAAUAUAUGUUUGAUAUACCUCUCUGAAAA